UAUUUUAUUAUUUAUUAGCUACAUGAAUAACUGAACAAUUUGAGUGCCUACUUUCAUAAAAUUUUCGUCAGAAAUCGAUAGUUAGAUGCAUUUAAACGCAGCUUUAUAAGGUCUAAAAUGGCGUAAAAACACAUUUUCUUAGGUAUCACCACACCACCGUCACCACCCCGUUUGUUUUAGUAGUCCUCCACUAAAAAUAAUACUAUUUUGUUCCUUCUCUUUAAUUUGUGCAGUUCUGGUAACGUGAAGUUAAACAUUCAUUACAUUUUGUAACAAUUUAACCUGUCUUGUAUGUAGUGAAAUGAAGGAAGUGAUUUUAGCUGUUAUAACCUUCUUAUGUAGCGUAAUUUUAGUUUGUUUGUUUGUGUUGUUUUGUUGGUACAUAGUGUGGAAGUGUUGCUUGUCGAAGUUUCGGUUCGUGCGGGAGCUGAUCGGUGGCAUGUCAGAGAGCCCCCCAGCCUCAGAAGUCAGACAACCCAACAAAGCUAGGAAAAUCAGAAGAGAAUAAACUUUGUUCACAUCAAAACUAAGUGCUAUAAAAGAUCAAGAUGAACAUCCGCUGCGCCCGCCCGAGUGACCUGAUGAACAUGCAGCACUGCAACCUGCUGUGUCUGCCCGAGAACUACCAGAUGAAGUACUACUUCUACCACGGCCUGUCCUGGCCACAGCUCAGCUAUGUCGCUGAAGAUCAAAAGGGGCAAAUUGUUGGUUAUGUGCUUGCAAAGAUGGAGGAGGAUGGUGAGGACAACCGCCACGGACACAUCACGUCUCUGGCCGUGAAGAGGUCGCACCGCCGUCUGGGGCUGGCUCAGAAACUCAUGAACCAGGCUUCAUUGGCUAUGGUUGAAUGCUUCCAGGCGAAAUAUGUGUCGCUCCACGUGAGGAAGAGCAAUAGAGCAGCCCUGAACCUGUACACCAACUCCCUCGGCUUCAAGAUCCUCGAGAUCGAGCCCAAGUACUACGCGGACGGCGAGGACGCAUACUCCAUGAUGCGCGACCUCAGCUCCUUCGCGGAGAAGCCCGAGCCACCACCUUCUACUGACGCUCUGGAGAUCAAGUCUGAUUCCUAUGUCAUUUCUCAAUGUUGAUCUUAGUGUGUAAAUAAAUAAGGCUUUCGAACUAUA
Molecule: messenger RNA, 1124 nt
Organism: Plutella xylostella (diamondback moth)
Lineage: Eukaryota; Metazoa; Arthropoda; Insecta; Lepidoptera; Plutellidae
Gene: vnc
Product: GNAT family N-acetyltransferase vnc
Biological process (GO): N-terminal protein amino acid acetylation
Cellular component (GO): NatA complex
Molecular function (GO): protein-N-terminal-glutamate acetyltransferase activity; protein N-terminal-serine acetyltransferase activity
Source: RefSeq, a predicted model, not a curated record